Molecule: messenger RNA, 366 nt
Organism: Dictyostelium purpureum
Lineage: Eukaryota; Evosea; Eumycetozoa; Dictyosteliales; Dictyosteliaceae
Exons: 1
Biological process (GO): regulation of DNA-templated transcription
Molecular function (GO): DNA binding
Source: RefSeq, a predicted model, not a curated record
AGCGCUGUACUUAGAGACUGGUUAGAAAAGCAUAUAGACUAUCCAUACCCAACCCCGGCUGAAAAGAUUCAACUGGCUAACCAAAUUGGCUGUACUCUUCAACGUUUACAAACAUGGUUUACCAACAAUAGAAGAAGAAGCAACCCAAAAUGUAUUCUGAAUUCGGAAAAUGUUGCAUUCAUUAAAAAGGAAGGUUUGACCCAACUACGAAAAACAAGAUGCAGAAAACAAAAGGAACCAAAAGAACCAAAAGAUUUAAAAGUUAAAAAAUCAAAAACAACAAAUACAUGUAGAACAAAAGUGUUUUCAACUAAAGAAUCAAACUCUGCAAAUCUAGGCUUGGUUACCCCAAUAUACAGAUGCUAA